Messenger RNA from Anopheles marshallii, 528 nucleotides. It is a transcript of the gene galla-1, whose product is annotated as MIP18 family protein galla-1. The coding region runs from base 1 to 528 and encodes 175 amino acids. The transcript has 2 exons. Lineage: Eukaryota; Metazoa; Arthropoda; Insecta; Diptera; Culicidae. The record is from RefSeq and is a predicted model, not a curated record.
AUGCUUUCCUUUUUUCGUAAGAAACCCUCAGAAGAGUUGACCAACGCGUCAACGUCGAACUCGAAAGCUUAUCCGAUCGCCGGAUUAGAUGGAACGGUUCCUCGCGGACCGACUUUGCAAGAGUUGGGCUAUCGAAGUACAGACGAUUUGAGAGAAACCAUCUACGACUUCUUGCGGACAAUUCGUGACCCGGAAAAGCCCAACACUCUGGAGGAUCUGCACGUAGUGUACGAAGAGGGAAUAUUCGUGAACGAACCAACACCAGGUAACGCAAACGUCGUGCGUGUCGAGUUCAAUCCAACGGUUCCACACUGUUCAUUAGCUACGUUGAUCGGACUUUGCAUAAGAGUGAAAAUUGAACGAAAUAUUAAUCAUAACCUGAAGCUGGAUAUCUAUAUCAAAAAAGGUGCCCACGCGACGGAAGACGAAAUUAACAAACAGAUCAAUGAUAAGGAACGAAUAGCAGCGGCUAUGGAGAAUCCAAACCUAAAACAGUUGGUUGAGAACUGCAUCAAAGAUGAGGAUUGA